CACACACACUCACACACACAUACAGUAAAAAGAAACAACUGUAUGGUGGGAGGUGCAAUCUCUAAAGUUCUGAACGUGAGGAAAGCUUUCAGAGAAAAGGCUUAUAGAAGGGAGAAAAGUUUGUGGGCGUAAAGUACUGGGAAAAAAAAGAAACAGAGGUACAAUAUUGGGGGUAAAAAAAUCUACUGUCUGAGAACAGAGGAAAUAAUGUUACAUUGACAGAUUACACACAGAGCAGGGAGAAAGAGAGUGAGACUCUUCUUCAAGGAAAAGAAACCUGAUCGGAUUAUUGAAAGAGAAGCACAAUAAACAAUGAGACAGAUACCCUUCAGGAGGAAGAGAUAAGCCAAUGAGGAGGAGGCACUGACUGUCCCAGUAAGAACCUGCUUGGACCAAAGAGUAAGUACUUGGCAGGGAUCUGAGAGCGACUGGCACUCUACCCCCCCAGCUCCCCUCCUCCCUCACAGCAUUUAGGGGGUCAGUCUAACAGUGGAUCUACCUUGCGUUCAGAUAAGGAAGUUCCAUUCAAUUAUUAUUCAUUAACCUUCGCUGAUCAUUGGACUCCUGGGCUGCACUUGCUGUGUGAGUCAGCCGGAGCCAGGAGCAGGUUUUACUCUGACUGAGCUGCACUUGUUGUGGAAGGCUGCAGGCAGUGAGCUGUAAUACCGUGCGGGAUCUCCUCCACAGCAGGACAUUCCAGGCAACUUGUCCUUGUAUCAGUGGACACCCAGAGCUGGACAGCGACUAGUUCACAAACUUCACACCAGUGAUCCUCUCUCCUGCCAGGUCAGAUGAUUGAACAGCUAAUCACCCAGAGGAUUUAACUUUGUAAAAGCACCAGGUUCCUAGUGAAGAAUGGUCUCUUGGACCUGAAGAAACCAGCCUUGAGAUGCCAACAUGACACCCCCCAUGAAUGAAAUGUGGUGUAAACACUGGAAAAGGAAGAUGCAGAAGGUUCUGUGUUUUAUAGUCGUGUACUUAGCUUGCACACAGCAUUCGGUGUUAUGUUGUUCAAAUUGCAAGGUAACAUUGACAUCUCCCUCGGGAUCCUUCACCUCUCCAUGCUACCCCAAUGUGUACCCCAACAGUCAGGACUGCAAGUGGACUAUACGUGCUCCAACAGGAUUUAUCAUCCAAGUGACUUUUGUUGAUUUUGAAAUAGAAGAAGCUCAGAACUGCAUGUAUGAUUCACUAUCGAUAAACAAUGGGGAAACCACCUCAAAAUUUUGUGGUAUUACAGCAAAGGGGCUGUCAUUUAGUUCAAUUGGGAAUGAAAUGAUUAUAACUUUUGUUAGUGACUUUAGCAUCCAGAAGAAAGGAUUCAAUCUAACCUAUAACCAAGUUGCAGUAUCACUUAGAAAUCAAAAAGUCACUGUACCGCAGAACCGAAGUUCCAUUAUUUCACUCUCAUCCAAAGUGUCCAUACCUACUCUAAACAAAUUAACUGUAUGCUUUGAGGCUAGAAAAACCCAAAACACCACAGAGGAAUGGAAAGCAUUUUCAUAUUGGAUUUCCUCAACAGAUCAUUUCAGUUUUGGUAAAAACUUGAAAGGACAUUUCAUCUUAAUUUCAGGCGUGCUGUGCACGCUUGACUCUGUUUUACCGUUACUUUCCAAUCGGGAAUUUUUUAAAGAGUCAUUUCAACAGCUUUGUAUCGUCUGGAACAGCAAAUCAGAGGUCCUUGGAGUAAGAACUAAAAAUAAAUAUCAGAAUAUUUCUUGUCCAGAACUAAAGGGCCUAACUAUCCCAGAAAAUGGAAACUUCGUACUAGGAUCCUAUAACAAUAAAAUGGGGCCACUCCAAGGGGAUAUUUAUAAUUUUCGUCUGUGGAACACUGCAAUGGAUUCCGACUCGCUCUCAAAUCUCAGCUGUGAUGUGAAAGGGAACAUUAUAAACUGGGAAAAUGAUUUUUGGAACAUCCCAUUAUGGGCAAGAAAAGCUGAAAGCAACCUCAGUUGUGGUACCUCUUUACCAACCACACCAUCGACAGAGCCAACUACCUGUGAAAAGCUGGCAGGUUUAUGUCAAGCUACAGUAAGAUCUACUGUAACUCCAUCAACCAUUGUCACCACUAACACGACAGCUUUGCAUGCCACCAGUGUCACAUAUGCAACUCUAGUUUCUUCUUUAUCACCUACCUUGAGCACUGUUAACACCACCGAUAACAUAACCACCUAUAGUGUGCAAAAUGAAGUAACUACUUCUUUACCACCUGCCUCGAGCACUGUGACCACCACCGAUAGCAUUACCACCUAUAGCUCACAACCUGCAGCCACUGUAACUUCUUCUUUAUCACCUGCCUUGAGCACUAUUAACACGACUGGUAGUAUGUCCACCUUUAGCUCUUUACCCGAAGUAACUUUACCACCUGCCUCGAGCACUGUUACCACCACCACCAAUAGCAUCACCACCUAUAGCUCACAACCUGCAACUGUAACUUCUUCUUUAUCUCCUGCCUUGAGCACUAUUAACAUGGCUGAUAGCACCUAUAGCUCUUUACCCGUUACUGUAACCUCUACAACAACUACCAUGAUAACCACUAACAUGACUGAUACUAACAGCACCGAUACCCCAAAACCUGCUGGGACAUUUUAUAGGAUUUCCAUUCAAAUUGAGAAAAACAGUAAUGCCAAUAAUGAAACAUCAGUGCAGAAUCUUGUAUACAGUUGGUUAAACCGAACAUUCCAAAACUGGAACUAUACAGUCUUUGUAGUGAAUAUAAGCAUUCAGCAGAUUAACGACAGACAUGCUCGAGAUGUUGAAAAUUUCAUUAUCAAAAGCAUUCAGCAGAAUCGGAGAAGGUUCUCCAGGGAUGUGUCAAGUAGCAACAGUCAACGAUUUUCUGUUUGGGCACUUUUAGUGUACAACAAUACUAAUAACAUCACGUUACAAAAUGAGACAAUUUACCAAAAACUUACAGAACAAAAUACAACAUUGGGAGAUGAACUUCAAGUGAUGCAAGUAACAGUUUACCAAGUUGAACAAUGUCAAGCUGAGGAAAGUCCGUCAACUUAUUUCUGGCCUGCUACAAGACCAACAGUACUUCAGAGUAUACCUUGCCCUACAAGUACAGGAAACUUUGCCUCAAGGAUGUGCUUUUUAGGCUCAUCAAACUAUAAUUCUUAUUGGGGCACUCCUGAUCUCUCAAACUGCACAGAAACUGCAGGCCAGUUAGCAAAUGAACUCCUAAAUUUAACUGCUCACGGUGAGAUGACGCAAGCAAAAGUUGAUGAUGUCGUACAGAAACUAAAAAAAAUUGUCAACGGCCCCGACAUUGAUAUCUCUCUUGGUUCAACUGUUGUUCUUGUCUUUUCCAACAUCUUAAAUAGUUCCGACAAUGCUUUAUCAAAAUCAUCUUCUGAGGCCUUAAAAACAAUUGAAGCUUUGGCACUGAAGCUUCAAUUCACAGGACCGUCUUUCAGUAUUGUGUCACCUAACUUGGCUCUCGGGAUUUCUAGAGUAAACUCUACAUCAUAUCAUGGCUCCUCAUUCAGCGUGGGUUCACAGAGCAAUAGUUCUGAUUUUGAGAUUGAUAUGGAGAAAAAUCAGGGAAACCAUCUGGCGUCUGUUGUGUUGCCUUCAAGCCUAUUGUCCAGCUUAAGUCCCAGUGACUUCUACGCGAUUUCAAGAGCUCAGUUUACAUUCUUUAAUAAAGUUGGUCUUUUUCAGGACCCACAACUAAGUAGUUCAGCUGCAGAACAGAAACUUGGUAGCUACAUUGUAGCAUGCAGCAUUGGAAAUCUUUCUAUUAACAAUCUCACAGAUCCAGUUAAGAUUACCGUAAAACACACAACACCACUGAACACAUCUCAACCGACAUGUGUCUUCUGGGAUAUCAAUAAGAACUUAGGAAAUGGUGGCUGGAGUGACAAGGGCUGUAUGGUAUUAACAAAUGAAUCCAAUGCUAAUGAGACAGUUUGUCUAUGUAAUCAUCUCACGCAUUUUGGUAUACUGAUGGACCUUCAAAGAAAUGGGAACUAUCUUGAUAGUAGAGACACAAAAAUCCUUACCUUUAUAACAUACAUUGGCUGUGGAAUAUCGGCAAUUUGUACAGCUGCAACUCUGUUAACAUAUAUUGCAUUUGAGAAAAUAAGGCGCGAUUACCCUUCGAAAAUCUUAAUGAACUUGAGCACUGCCUUGCUUUUCCUCAACCUUUUCUUCCUUCUGGAUGGCUGGCUGGCUUCGUUUGAUAUUAAUGGACUGUGCAUUGCAGUUGCUGCCUUGCUACAUUUCUUUCUUCUGUCGACAUUCACGUGGAUGGGGUUGGAGGCAGUCCACAUGUAUAUUGCACUUGUCAAGGUUUUCAACACAUACAUCAGGAGAUACAUUCUGAAAUUCUGCAUAAUUGGUUGGGGUGUACCUGCUGUAGUGGUGUCUAUUGUUCUUAUCAGUACACACAGCAAUAGUGCAUACGGAAGUGCAACUUAUGGGCAAGAUGAUUCAUAUGAAGGUGACACUUUCUGUUGGAUAACAAACAACACUGUUUUCUAUGUGACCUGUGUUGCCUACUUUGUGAUUAUGUUCUUGAUGAAUGUCGCAAUGUUCAUCGUUGUGAUGGUUCAGAUCUGCGGACGAAAUGGGAAGAGGACCAAUCGCAGCAUACGAGAAGAGGUUCUAAGAAACUUGCGCAGUGUCCUCAGUCUCACUUUCCUAUUGGGAAUGACUUGGGGUUUUGCCUUUUUUGCCUGGGGUGCAGUGACUCGUGCAUUUAUGUACCUCUUUACUAUUUUCAACUCCCUACAAGGCUUAUUUAUAUUUGUUUUCCACUGUGCAUUGAAAGAAAAUGUUCAAAAACAAUGGAGGCGUCAUCUCUGCUGCGGAAAACUCAGGCUGCCUGAUAAUUCAGACUGGAGCAAAACAGCAACUAACAAUACUAAAAAGGUCAGCUCAGAUAAUCUUGGGAAAUCCCUUUCCUCCAGCUCGAUCGGCUCAAACUCCACUUAUUGGACAUCUAAAUCCAAAUCCAGCAGUAACCCUUUCUUUAAGAGAAACAGCAGCACAGGUUACAUUUUUGGCGAUAGACCUUCUGUCAAAUUUGCUCCGGUGGAUGGUGAACAGACAUCAAUUCUUCAAGUUCAUCAUGUAAUUGACAAGGUCAAAGGAUACUGCCAUUCCCAUUCUGACAAUUUUUACAAAAAUAUCAUUAUGUCAGAUUCCUUCAGUCACAGUACCAAGUUUUAGUCAUAUUGGGAGCAAGCAUCGGUUGAACUUAUGUAAGAAGAUGCUGCUUAAUAAAGCUAAAAGGGAACAUGCUCAGAUAAUCCCAUGGUUAACUGGAUGCUUGGAUUUUCUCCUACAAAAACUAUACUUUAAUCAUGGAACCUUCACAACUUUCGCAAUCAACCACCGAAUGACUGCAAAGAAAAACAUACAGAUUUUAUUUUGGUGCAUUUGUAACUUUCAGGCCAGUCUCAUGCUUCCUUGUGUUGUAUGUCACUGGGAAUUGAAAUUGAGAGCAAUUUACUUUGUCAUUAAUCCUUCAUCUGCACCUGUGUUAAAAAGAAAAUCUCUCUGUUUUAAUCUGGCACAUCCGAAGAAUUUACUUGUGUCCAUAAAUCUGGGUCCCAAUAUAAAUAAUCCACAUUCUAUAAAUUCUUUAAAUACAUGUAAUCCUGCAAAUGGGAAUUGUUUGAGCCAAUACACUUCAUUUUGAAUGUGUAAGUGAACUAUGUGUCUAAAUAAUUUAUUGUUGAAAAUUGUAAACAUUUGUUUUUACUGUCCUGUAGCUGUCCACAAUAUCCCAUGUUGGAAACCAAUGCCGCUAUCCUUUUUACUUGUAGAAUUUAUAAGUGUUGCUAAAUUUCACACUCAACCUUACCUUAGCAACUUGCAUGUUAUUUAUAUUCUUUUCUUUCUUUAAAUUCUUUUUGUAAAUAAUUUAGAUACUUGUCUACAUAAAACCAUUGUAAACAAAAACAGAAAGCACUAUUUCUGAUUGUUCUGUAUUUAUAAGGGAAUCGUGUCACUUUGUGAAUUAUAUUUUAUUUUGGCUGUUAUCUUUUAACAAAGGCAUACUUAUAACCUUAUUAGUAUUUCUGAAAAGGGAAAUUCUGCAUGUAGACAUCCAAUUUAUAGGAAACCCGAGGGAAAUAAAAGACAAGUCCAUGUCCCCAACAUGUAAGCAUGUUUUCCUGGUAUGAUGGAGCACUACCAAUACUAUAUUCCCAUAACAUUUGUGUUAAUUCUCCUUCAUUAUUUUUUACGAACUAAAUUUUCCUUUGAAAGGGUUUCAGCAAUAGAGGAAAAAAACACAUUUUAACAAAUGUUGCAGGUUCUUGAAAGGGGUUUAUCAUAGUAUUUGAACUGCUAAAGCGGCAAGUAAUGAGAAAACAAUAUAUUAAUAAACAUCCGCACAUGCACACAAACACACACAUAAACACAUAUAACAUGUUAAAUUGUAAAAAUAUUAAUCCUCUAAUCCUGCUGCACAACACAACUCUACAACACUAUGUUACUAAAAUAUGCAUUAGGCAUACACUAGUGAUUAUUAAAUAAAUACCUUAUUUUAUUUCACUAUUUUAUAAUGUAUUACAUUGAUUUUGAAAAUUUUAAAUCACAGCGUUUGUAAUCUACUUUAGAUUUAUUCAUAUGGAUUCUCAUCUAUUUAUUUAAAUAUUUUCAGCUCAAAAUAUCAAGUAUUAAGCUAUUAGCCAGACCUACAACUCCUCAUAGUAGGGCUAACCAGCUGAUAGUGUUUUGCCCAUGACCCAGCCCUGACUACAUUUCCACUAGUUGUUUGUGCGGAGUGAGUGGAAAUUGCUAAACUCUGCUAUAACUGUGAAGCACCACAUUCAUUAACAGUGCUAUGUAAAAAAGAUAUAUACAGCAUAAAUACAUACUUUAUUAUAAUUUUGUCUACAAGUUCCAGUUGAUAAUGCUGAUGAUUACACAUAAAUACAUUUAAUGAAAAUACAUCUGGCAGUCUCUUGCCUCAAUACAUUACAUUGAUUGUAUUUACAAUCGUCUUAUCUCAAUAACUUUAGUUAGUAAAGUUAUCUUUGCCACCAGAAGCCAUCUAGCUUGUAUAGAAAUCGUGAGCAUGCUUACUGCAAUGCACAGAAAGAGAAACAGACCACAUAAGCAGGGUAUUCAUCUUAAUGAAGUGGUUAUUGUGUCUGGAGUCCCCGAGCACUUUUUCUCCAUUUAAAGUUAAACAGUUUUUAGCAAUUGACAUACAACUAAGGCACAAGUUACAAUCUGCUUCAGUCAUAUCAAUUCAUAAAAGCAGUAAACAGCUCUGAUUCGCUUUGAGUGGUAAGCUGAUAAUCAUGGCAAAUCACUGCCACCAAUUGCGGAAGAAUAAGUCCGAGUGGCACAAAAAAGCCAGGUCAUGGACUGUUGGGGCCCCUUAUGCAGUGUUAAAGCAUUCAACAACAGUUUCAAAAGUUAGUCCAAACACUAUGACCACUUCAGUGAUUUGAUAUGGUCAUGGUGCCUGGAGUCUGUAUAUGCAACUCCACCUGUGGCAGGGUAAUUAGGCCAUCAUCAGCCAACCCAGAACAAUAUUCUGUGCAGAUUUUGAUGCAUUGAUUGGCUGAGAGCAGUCAGUUGACACCCACCCAAUCAGUGAGCAGAAGGAUCAGCAUUUGACAGAGCGUGAAUCUUCCUACAAAGAAGAUAAGGAGCCCUGAUGGACCCUAGUAAGAGGGUCAACCAUUAGAAACCGUUUUUCUCCAUUACUGGAGAAUAGGGCCAGGGUAUUCCUGGCAUCAUAAUCAGUACAGCUGGCUGUAGUGAUUACUAUGGUUGGAGUAAGCCCCUGACACUGAACAGAGAGACGGAACCAGGGAGCCCCAGCCAUUAUAACCACUUUUUUCCCGCUGAAUGUCAGAUUUGUCUUUUUUUAAAAGACAUGUUGGAGAACACACUUAUUUUUGGCAUGUAAUUUCCUUUACAGAAGUCGUUAUCUACGCAAAUCCAUUGAUAUUCACUAUUUGUGUGAAAUAUAAAAAAUGUCAGAUUUUUAUAAUUUUAUAUAUUGGGGAGCAAUAGAUAGAGCUCUCAUUGCCACCAACUAAUCUUUCAGUUUUAGAAAUCAGAUUGUUGCGUAAAUAUCUGCAUUCUGGGACAUAUCUACUAGAAAACAAUCAAUAUAUUAAUCCAUAAGAAUAACAUGGAUCUAUGUACACUGCCUGGGUACGUCUCACUUUACUCUUAAAAUGAGUCGAGAGAUUGAUACCACUUUACAUUAAAACAAAGAAUACAAUUCAAUUUACUGUUAUUUUUUAAGUAUUAAAGACAUAUAAAUAAAUAUUAACACGGGGAUUAAAAGACACCUCCUAAAUUCUGGAAAAUG
Molecule: messenger RNA, 8296 nt
Organism: Pelobates fuscus (common spadefoot toad)
Lineage: Eukaryota; Metazoa; Chordata; Amphibia; Anura; Pelobatidae
Gene: ADGRG6
Product: adhesion G protein-coupled receptor G6
Exons: 32
Coding region: 898-5181 (1427 amino acids)
Biological process (GO): myelination in peripheral nervous system; adenylate cyclase-activating G protein-coupled receptor signaling pathway; heart trabecula formation
Cellular component (GO): plasma membrane
Molecular function (GO): G protein-coupled receptor activity; laminin binding
Source: RefSeq, a predicted model, not a curated record